Messenger RNA from Miscanthus lutarioriparius, 1479 nucleotides. Lineage: Eukaryota; Viridiplantae; Streptophyta; Magnoliopsida; Poales; Poaceae. The record is from the annotation of a GenBank genome assembly.
AUGGAGAAUCAUCCGCCAAUCCUAGCCAAGAAUACUGGAUUUGCCCCAAGGAAACAGAGCAACUGGGUGUAUCGGUUAACUGAAACAGAGGUGGAGCAGAUCCAGCCAUUGCUGAGUCAAAUCCAAGCGCUGAAGGAUACCGGGUUGACUGGAGGAGUGUGUCAUGGGCGUGAAUGGAACGACUGCCCACCGCCACCACUAGUCGGCGAAGACAAGGGCGUAAAUCUGGAUAAACCCAUGAUGGACGAUGAAGUCCGGGAUACAGAGGACCCCCUUGGAGGCAUUGACUCAUCUGACACAGAGUCUAGUGAUGCAGAUGCCGCUGAGGACGAGGAAGAGGCGGAGCAAACACCACCGCAAGAGGCCGAGGAAGAGGGUACCGCUGCUCCUCUUGUGGAGAAAAGCAACCACUGGAGUGCCACCAACCCUAGCAGAGGAAGCUGCUACGGUCACCUUGGUGAAACCGAUCGCUGUCCUUGUGGAGCAUCAUCUGCCGAUGCUAUAAAGAUGCCUUUGGCUGUCCUAAUGGAAGAGCCGUGUGUGGUGUCUCUAGAAGAGGAAGCCACUGCUUCGGUGGAGGAGCCUACCGGUGGUGAGGACACUAUCCAUGGAGCAGGGGAGAUUGAAGCGACUCCACUGCUUGCGGCAAACUUUGGACCAGGUGCAGAACUUGGAGCUGUUUCAACUAAAGAGGUCCAUGAUGGUAGCCAGCCAUUAAGCAGCCAAGUGUUGGAGCAGCUAUUGCCAGCUGCUCAAGACAAGAGGAGGGCCAAGUCAUGGCAACAGUUGGACAACAAGCUCCUGCGACUACUUCCCUAUCGAGACAAGCAGUCGGCCUGGAUUAAAGAGGUAUGGUCAAAGGUGCGCGCCCAGGAAGCCACCCUUGAUUCGCUCCUUGAGGCGACUGACCAAGCCAAAAGGAUCCAUCAACAGCUCUUUGUCCGCCUUGCGGAAGCUGAGUCAAAGCAUGCCAUGGAGAUGAAGGAAUUAACGGGCAAGCUGACCACAGCGAGGGCGGAGCACAAACUGGCUACCCAGAUCUUGGGUAGUCGGAUAGGCGAGCUAGAGGCUGAUAUCCAAAGAGUAGUCGGUGAGCAUGAUGCUGGACUCGAACGUGAGGCUGAAGUCCGUCAGAAGGCGGAAAAAGCCAAGGAAUCCUCCAAGAAUAAAAAGAAAACCUUGGAGAAGAAACUCAAAGGCAACUUGCAGCUGCUCCUAGCUUUGGUACCCAACUGUGUUGUUAACCUUCACUUGUUCGUGUGGUUACUCGUUGUUUUCAUUCCGACUUGUUUUGUUUCCGCGGAAGCCGAACUCUUGACAGAACAGAAUGCUCAAAGUGCUCAUGAUGGGAAGAGAGUCUUCAAUGAUAACAGGACGAGCUUCAAGAGGUACAUGAUCAAGCUCAAUCUUUAUUGUAUGAGGCUGAACGCUUGCGCAAGAAUGCUGAUCGAGACGUUGUGCAGGGGCUCAAAACCGUGA